Messenger RNA from Nilaparvata lugens (brown planthopper), 851 nucleotides. Its product is annotated as putative gustatory receptor 28b. Gene Ontology annotation, cellular component: membrane; neuronal cell body; dendrite. Bases 103 to 723 code for a protein of 206 amino acids. Lineage: Eukaryota; Metazoa; Arthropoda; Insecta; Hemiptera; Delphacidae. Gene Ontology annotation, biological process: sensory perception of taste. The record is from RefSeq and is a predicted model, not a curated record. The transcript is spliced from 7 exons.
GUUCGAAGAAAUCGAUAAGAUGUUUGAUAAUAUUUGAGCUCAAUAUAUAGCCUGUCUAUUGAAGAAAACCAAGCCCUUUGGAAAAUUAUCUAUAUAAAUAAAAUGCCGCAUCGCGCCUCCUCAGGUGUGCAUCCAAAGCUUGUCAUGAGAUGCAUUAAACUAUUUGGCGGUACGAGGUUCGCCGGGCCAGAUAUGAUUGAGAGACCAAACAUACCAAUUCAGCAAUUGAGGAGCUUUCAUUGGAGCUUGUGUGAAGCUUUAGGAAUUAUGAAUCGUUGUUAUGGAGGACAGAUACUUACAAUAAUGUUUUCGGUAUUUGUGAAAACCACGUCAUUAUUAUAUGGCAUGGAAUCAGACUUGACUGGAGAGACAAAAUCUUACAGAUCUGGAUACGUUGAAUGGAUUUACUUCAGUGACAACCUAAUCAGAUUGAUCCAAGAUAUUUUCAAGGUUUACUUCUUAGUUUCGGCAAGUGCAUCUGUGAGCAAUGAGGCUGGAAAGACGGCUUUGAUUGUAUCUAGAUUACUCAGUCGAAAAUUGAACUCUCAAUCGAAAAAACAACUAGAAGUGUUUUCUGUUCAACUUCUCCAUACUGAGGUCAACAUCACAGCUUGUGGGAUAUUUACUUUGAACUACUCUGUCCUAACAGGAAUAAAUUCAUCGACACAAAACUUCAUUGAGAAUUUCAAGUCAGGAGCGCAUUUGAAAGAAAGGUUGGAAUAGCUCAACUGAUGUCAGCUACUGAGGAUACAUCAAUAUGAUGAUUGGAGCUAUAACAACAUAUCUUAUUAUUCUAAUUCAGUUCAAAAAUUCAGAUAAAGUUAAUAAAGUAGUUGGAGAGCAAUAAGGAC